CUCCGGUGCUCGCGAGCUCGGUGAGCAGGCGGCGGCAGCAGCAGCAGCAGGCGCGCGCGCUCUUUGCCACCGCAGCGUCUCGCGCGCAGCACUCAUCAGGUCCGCUCGUGCAGAGGCUCCGCGCGCGCGAUCUCCGGCAGGAUCCGCUGUAACAGAACGCACGCGCAGCACACCGGGGAUCAAAACAGAACCGACACACAAACUAACGGCAGAGCUGUAACGCGCUUCUCCUGCGGGCAGACACAUCAUCAGGCGCCGCGAGGUCCCGGUCCGAGCCUGCAUGCGCUCAGGGGCUGAAACGGCAAUGAUGUUUUGAAUGGUAAAGAGAAGAAGAAAAAAUGACCACCGAGAAGGGUCCUGAGUCGGAGGUGAAGAAGGCAGCGGAGGAACCGUCUCAACAGAAGGCAUCUGCAGGCAACAUAUCCGAGUCGUCUUCAGACGGCAAAAUGGCCAAACAGGACCAAGAUGGCAAACGUCCAGAUGAUCACAAAGAUCCAGAUGAUGAAUCAGAACUAACAACACCAGGCAAAAGCCCCAAAUCGCCACAGAAGUCAUCCAAGCGUUUGAAGACUGUCCCCUUCAAGGUGACUCUCCUGGACAGCUCUGAUUAUGAAGCUGGUAUUGAGAAGCACUGCAAGGGUCAGGCACUGCUGGAUCUGGUGUGUGAACAUCUCAACCUGCUCGAGAAAGACUACUUCGGCUUGACCUUUAGCGAUUCAGACAGCCAAAAGAAUUGGCUGGACCCCUCCAAGGAGAUCAAGAAGCAGAUUCGAACUUCUCCUUGGCAUUUUGCCUUCGCGGUUAAAUUCUACCCUCCAGAUCCUUCUCAGCUCAUGGAGGACAUCACCAGGUACUACUUGUGCCUACAGCUGCGUGAUGACAUCCUGUCCGGUCGGCUCCCCUGCUCGUUCGUCACUCACGCUCUGCUGGGUUCCUACACCGUCCAGGCUGAGCUCGGGGACUACGACCAGGACGAGCACAGCACUGACUACGUCGGUGACUUCCGCUUUGCCCCCAAUCAGACCCGUGAGCUGGAGGAGAGAGUCAUGGAGCUGCAUCGCACCUACAGGGGCAUGACGCCUGCUGAGGCAGAAAUGAACUUCCUGGAGAAUGCCAAGAAGCUGUCCAUGUAUGGGGUCGAUUUACAUCAUGCAAAGGAUUCAGAAGGGAUUGAAAUCAUGCUGGGCGUUUGCGCCAACGGCCUGCUGAUCUACCGUGACCGCCUAAGGAUCAACCGCUUCGCCUGGCCCAAGAUCUUGAAGAUCUCGUAUAAGAGGAGCAACUUCUACAUUAAGAUUCGCCCAGGAGAGUACGAGCAGUUUGAAAGCACCAUUGGCUUCAAACUGAAUAACCACAGAGCUGCGAAAAGACUCUGGAAGGUCUGCAUCGAGCAUCAUACCUUCUUCAGGUUAGUGUCUCCAGAACCUCCUCCUAAAGGCUUCCUGGUGAUGGGCUCGAAGUUCCGGUACAGUGGGCGGACACAGGCCCAGACGAGGCAGGCCAGCUCCCUGAUUGAUCGGCCUGCUCCUCAUUUCGAGCGCUCCACCAGUAAGAGGCACCUCCUGUCGCGCAGUCUGGACGGAGAGUUCUCCAGGCCGCUGUCCACGAUGAUGGAACCUCAGGAUGCUCUGUCCCAGAGGAGUGAGACACACUGUUUCUCAGGAGACGAGGACGGAGAACCUGAUCUGAGUCUCGACCAGGACCAAGAAGAUUCCAGUGUCACCACUCCAACCAGGAAGAAAGAGAUUAAGUUUCUGGAUAAAUCACAAGACAUGCUGUUGAAGCAUCAGGCAAGCAUCAACGAGCUGAAACGAGCCUUGAGGGAACCAAACAGCAAGCUGAUAAACCGGGAAAAGCAUCUCUCAGCGACCUCACCGGGUGACACACCUGAGAAGAAGGCUGAGGCAAUUGGAGCAGGUGGAAGGGAACCUAUUAACAGCCUUUCAGUAGAAGACUUCAUCCAGAAGACAUUGGUGAUAUCGCCCGAGGGUUCUGAGGAGUGGGUGUUAAUUGAAAAACAGAGCACUUACCAACUUGACUAUGAAAUGGAAGAGAAAGAUAAGAGCAAAUCCAAUGUUUCUCCACUUCCUUCGGUCACUGAAGUACCUUUAGAACAAAAGAUGAUACAUAUUGAAGUAACUGGUGAAGAUGGGAAAGAAAUGCAGGUUCAGAUGGACACCUUCCCAUCUCCUAAGAUACCAGGAAAGGAUGAAUCAAAGCAAGGGACUGAUAUGAGGGAAGACAAAGUACCAGAGGUGUCGACUGAACCAAAGACCAUAGAAACCAAGGUGGACAAAUUACAAGACGCAAAAGAGGAAUGUCCUUCAGACAAACCGCACAAGGAAACAAGACCACAGAGUCUAAAUUUGGGAAGACUAGAGUUUGUGUACGAGACCAAAACAGAGACAUCAAACAUACAACAAGAGGAAUCUGAUGAAGACAAUAAUACAUCAGGGAAAGAGGUGACGCCAACCAGGAAACCAGGAACAGAAAGCUGGUCCGAGCUCCUGCCUGAGAAGAUGAUGGAACAAACAAAAGAAAGGACACUAAAUGAAGAGAAAGAGAAGGAACUUAACAAAGCCAUGGACGAAGAUCAAGAGAAACCAAUUCUGGGCAAUACAGGGUUCGAUGAUGCCAAACAACAAGCAGGCGAUCAACUACAGGAAGUAUUGUUUGAGUCAAAGAGCAUUAAUGUUGAUGAACAGCAAGAUGCCUCUGACUCAGUUAAUGGUCCCAUAAAAGAUGAGAUUAAACAAAAAUCAGAGAUAAAGUUCGAGGUUACCAAAAUCAUCAUGAUUGACAACAGUGAAAAUGAAGAGGAGCCCGAGUAUGAAAGCCACCAGAGAAUGGAUGAAUUUGUGCCUGAAAAAAAGAUCAGCAAUAUUGAACAGGAGAGUCUCGAAGAGGUCCUUCCAGAAAAGGUACAGAGAAGGACAAAGGCCGCAGGGUACGUUCGUACCGAAAUAACAAGGAUCGUCCCAUUAAAACCAGAGAGGGCAAAGAGUCAAGAAUACAGAGAUGAUGCAGAUAUUGGUGAAGAAUCGAGACUGAUGAAAAGACAUUUGAAAAGACAUAGCAUGUAUGAAUCUCUAGAGAGACAAUUUGACCCGAGUAGGUUUGAUUCCAGGGACGCAAGCUCUUCACAUACUCUAUUUACUUCCUACAAAGCCACCAGAUCUCAAGAGGCAUCGCCUUUAUCCAAAGUGGAUGUAGAACAUAACCUCUUACAAACCAAUGAGCAGCAAUCAACGAUGUACAGUGAGUGUCUGCUCAAAGGAAAUGCUAUUCAGGAUGAAGAGGUGAUCAAAUACAUCUCCAAAACAGGGUACGAAGAUCUUCCUCAGUCUGAUGAAGUGGCCAUGGAGGUUCAUAUGUUCUCCAAGACCCAGGGUGGCCAAAAAAGUGGUCCUCCGACUCCUCCGGUCAAAACCAAGAAGGCCAGAGAAUCAGGACUGAUACUUCGAAACAGCCGCAAUACCAGCAAAGAGCCAGCAGUGGAAGUCUCUUUGAAGAAACAGCACGGGGAGCCUCUUUCCACUCCUGCCAUUUAUGAAGAGACAGUAGAUGACAUCAAGCGGCGGCCACUGUCCUCCAGUGAAUACGAGUACGAUCGCAACACCGCAGUGACUCUGAGGGACUCGCACCUGGGCAUUGAGCGUAAGUGCUCCAGCAUGACGGUCAGUUCCACCUCCAGCCUGGAGGCUGAGGCUGACUUCAGCACGUUCAUGGAGCUUCCAGGAGGAGCGGAAGAGUCUUCCAAGAGCAUGGCUGAGCUUGAAUUGGCAGAGGACUUCAGCAUUACCCACAUCACAGGACCUCAUGAUGGGCUGCCCACAAAGGAGAGAGUACAUGAAGAACGCAUCCACCAUGAAGUGGAACCUCCACCUGUGGCCAAGAAAGAUCCAAAUGCAGUGAAUGUGGCGCAUCUGUUGAGAAAAGGAGAACCCAGAGUGGAACCUCAAGCCAAUGGUUCUGGGGUUCCUCACAACAUUACAGGCAUCCCAGAUCAGCAGCCUGUGCAGGAGGUGGGUGGCGGCGAUGUUAACUGUGAGGAGACCGUAGUCUCUGACAAUGAUGUCAUCCAGCCGCAGGAGGGAGAUCUGAUCCAGAAAGAGAGCAGACUAAAGGAAGCGAAAGAGAACGGUUCUCCUCUUAAAACAAGCAGCACUGGGAAGGAAUUUAUCGUGGCUCCUAUCAGCAAUGAAAACGUCACUUCCACAACUACGACGCAAGUCACAAAGACGGUUAAAGGAGGAUACUCGGAGACAAGAAUUGAGAAAAGGAUUAUUAUCACAGGAGACGAUGCUGUGGACCAACAUCAGGCUCUCGCGAUGGCAAUACAAGAGGCCAAACAGCAGCAUCCCGACAUGCUCGUGACGAAGGCCGUGGUGGUCAGAGAAACAAAUCCUUCUUCUGAGGAGAAACACAGGACAUCUGAGUCUUGAUCACAGACAGACUCAUGAGAUCAGAGUGAAGACAGGAGCAUCACCUUCAUCCCCACCUUCUACAGCCAGCUAUGAGAAGCUAACCAUUGCGACUUAGCAGUAACACCGAUGACGAUCCCUGCAUCUUGAACCUGUACGGUCUGUGGCUCCUCCUCCCUCAGACUCUGAUGUCAUAACCCCAUCAAUGCAGUGCAGUUCCUCCAUAUCGACCGUUUCGACCACUGCACACAGUGCUUCUCUGUCAAUACUCCGUUCACUAUUUUAUCCCUGAACUGUAUAAAUGUUGAUAGUCAUCUCCAGUUUAGCCUCUUAAACUGUGAAUAGCAGAAACUCUGAAAUCUCUGGGGAUAAAAAAGUAACCCAGCGUCCGUCUCGUGUGUUUGGCGUCGGCAUUAUCUGUUUCACGAGUUUCCACCCGGAUCUCGCUCUAAAAUACCCAUAAUCCCUCAUGUUUACUGUGGAAUACUUAUUUUUUCGUGAAGAUACUUUCGGUUCUUCCUUCACGUAUGACUUUAGAGGAGAUUGAAGGUCAGACAUCGCCUGGAGUCAUGGUUCUGCGCUUUCCGCUUGCUGUCACUUAUACGAUGCUCACCUGCUGUCUUUUUAGCAUUUUCUAAUAUAUAAGAGAUGAUCAAAAAGUGUUUGCUUGUUAAUUACAACUGAGCGUAUUUAUCGAUUAUAAACAUACAUAUGCAUGAUUAGCUGGUGUGGAUGAAGAAAGAGUCCGAUCUUUGAUGUCCAACUAGCAGCAUUUUCAGAGAAGUCUGAUAAUAUUAAUCAUGGACAUAACGGUCGUAAAGCCCACUCAGAUUCCAUGUCAAUUAAUUAUAUAUGCGCAUCAUGCGUUGGAAAAAAAAAAAGGUGGUUUUUUGUUUUAUUUUGUUUUCACUGCAUCUGCUUCUGGAGUACUUGGGCCCUGCAUUAUUUCCAACAUGUCCUACUGCAUCCUUACAAAUCCUUCUGAAUAAUAAUAAUAAUAAUAAUAAUAAUUAUUAUUAUUAUUAUAAUUAUCAUUAUUAUUAUUAUUAUUAUUAUUUUAAGAGCUAUAUAAACCAUAUCUACAGGCUACAAUGGAAUUUAGGGGGAAAAGAUUUUAAUAUAAAUGUAUCUAAAAAAGUUCAUGUGAUGUUUUAUUUUUAUUUGAUAAAAUGUAUGAGUGUGAUUAAAAAUGUAUUUAUAUGAA
Neoarius graeffei (lesser salmon catfish) is the source of this 5628-nucleotide messenger RNA. RefSeq names its product protein 4.1-like. Gene Ontology annotation, molecular function: structural molecule activity; actin binding. Lineage: Eukaryota; Metazoa; Chordata; Actinopteri; Siluriformes; Ariidae. Gene Ontology annotation, biological process: cortical actin cytoskeleton organization. Bases 339 to 4445 code for a protein of 1368 amino acids. The record is from RefSeq and is a predicted model, not a curated record. Gene Ontology annotation, cellular component: plasma membrane; cytoskeleton. The transcript is spliced from 25 exons.